AAGGCACCGGGGUAAAUGCAACAGUCUCUCGCAGUACUGAAAACAACACAGACCACAAUGUUCAAGCUGGUGGUGUUGUCUUGCGUGGUGGCGCUGGCGGCGGCCAACCCUAGUGUGCUCGGUCCUUGGGGCUUGGGGCUGGCGGGUCCCCUGGCGGCGCCGGCGGCGCUGGCUCCUCUCGGCCUGGGCCACGGUCUGGGUCUGGGCCCCGGUUUGGGUCUGGGCCAUGGGGCUAUCUGGGGCGCGCCUGCGCUCGCGGCCUACAACUACAGAGGCCCGCUGUCCCUCGCGCCCGGUCAGCCCGCCAACAUCGUGGCUGCUGACGGAAGGCCCCUGGAUACUCUGAGCGUGAACUUGGACCGUGCUGCGCACCUCACUGCGAGGGCUGUUGACCACGCCGGCCUGCACCUGCUGAAGAAGCGCUCCGCCGUCCUGCCGGUGGGCGCUCCCCUGGCCGUGUCCCACGCUGCCCGCAUCGACCUGCCGGCCGCGCGCCUCGUGGGCGCCGGACACGGGCUCGGCUGGCCCGCUGUUGGCGCGCUCGGUGUGCACGGCGUUGCGGCUCCCUGGGGCGUAGCCGCUCCCUGGGGCGUAGGUCCUCUGGGACACGCUGGCGCUUUGGGACACCUCUGGUGAAAAUUGUACAAAUUAGAAUAUUGAUUGAUCUACUUAAUAUAUAAAGAGAGUUACCUAUAUAUA
Molecule: messenger RNA, 699 nt
Organism: Cydia amplana
Lineage: Eukaryota; Metazoa; Arthropoda; Insecta; Lepidoptera; Tortricidae
Gene: CPH9
Exons: 1
Coding region: 16-636 (206 amino acids)
Source: RefSeq, a predicted model, not a curated record